Messenger RNA from Varanus komodoensis (Komodo dragon), 2189 nucleotides. It is a transcript of the gene CUNH8orf88, whose product is annotated as chromosome unknown C8orf88 homolog. The record is from RefSeq and is a predicted model, not a curated record. Gene Ontology annotation, cellular component: cytoplasm. Lineage: Eukaryota; Metazoa; Chordata; Lepidosauria; Squamata; Varanidae. The transcript has 6 exons. Gene Ontology annotation, biological process: negative regulation of translational initiation. Gene Ontology annotation, molecular function: eukaryotic initiation factor 4E binding. Bases 1665 to 2051 code for a protein of 128 amino acids.
UAAUGGCUGGUUAGCUGUCCCAAUUAGGUAUCUGCAAUAAACAGAAAGUUGGUCUUAUAGAAUUCUGUAAGUCAUCCCCCUGCUUUAUUUUGGACCCUUAUGCCAAAUUCCUAUGCCAAAUUCUCCAAGAACUCUGGUUUCUGGUAUGUAUACCUGUGAUAUCAGCAUGUCUUGUUUUGUGUGUUAUCAAUUUCCUCUUGCACCCUUGUAUUAAACUUUUCAGUUUCUUCAACUUCAGCAUCAGUUGUUAGAGCAUAGACUUGGAUGUUGGUUAUAUUGAUACAUUUUCCACAAAUUCUGAUUGAUAUAAAGCAAUUGGACUUUUUAUCAUAGCAUCUUACUCCCUGUGCCACUUCUUGGCUCAGUAUUAGAGGAACUGUGUUUGUCAUUUCCAGAAUAAAAUAAGAAACAUCCAACUGCAAAUGUGCCACUCCAGCCUACUUUAGUUUGCUUGUGGCAAGUACUGUGCUAUUUAAAAAAAACCUUGCUUUAUGAUUUCCAGCUUUCCUUGAUUGCUACAUCUCAUGUUUCAUGUACAAAUUGUAUGUGUUGUGUGACAUCAGACUUUUUCUUUGCCUCUGUGCAUGUCAGAGACUAGACUUUCUUUCAGCUUUGAUCUAGUUGUCUCAUAAGUGACAGCACUAUUUGUAGACUUCUGCAGUUCCCAGUAGCUGGUUGAGUGCCUUCUUACCUGAAAAUCUAAUCUUCUGACACUAUUCAUUUUGGAUUGUUUCAUCAUAGGGUUUUCAGGGUAAGAAAUUUUCAGAAGCUGUUUGUCAUUGUGUUCUGCAUUAACCAGAGUUAACUUGAGUGCUGCUGCUGCUGUUUGUGAAAGAUCCUGUGCCAGUUUCUCCUUCAACUACUGGUACUGCCUGCUACUACCCUUCAGGUGUUUUUCUGCCCCCAUGACCAUUAGAGAUAUCCAUUUUCCUCAGGUGGAAAGGGUGGACGCUUCUUAGACCAACACCUCUACUUUGAGCAUUCUGUCUUGGGUGACCUGCUAGGAGACCAGCCUAGUGAAAGAGGCAUUCUGGUGGCAUUUCUCUUGGCUUCUCUGACACUCUCAAAUCCAGUAUUUUAUACAGGGCUAUUUGUAAGAUAAUCCAAUAAUUGCAUUAAGGUUGCAUUAUUAUACUGACAUGGGAGUAAGGUCCCUUGAAUGCAGUAGGACUUAUUUCUAAGUAGCUAUGGACAGGCUUCACAAUAUAUGAAGUACUCAUAAUGGUAAGGAAAAAUGAUAGCUGUGCUAUCUGCUUGCAUAGGAAAAUAUCCUUCCUUCAUCAUUAAAAAUAAGGGCAUAACAAUGGAUAAUAUGCUAAUAAUGUCUUGCAUAGUAAAGCAUCAUUUAAGGUAUACUGAUCUUUCCUUAAAAGCCAGUUUAAAAUUCUUAUUAAUUAACGAAGUUGAACCAGUCAUAUAUUUAUAUGAAAAAUAAAGUCUGUUAAUUUAGGAUCAGUGUUACUGAAUGUUUAAGGCUGAUGUUAAAGAAGAUUUAAUAAAAUUAUGAAUAACUAGGAAUUUAUAAUAAAAUUAUGAAUAGGGUUUUUUGUAAUUAUAAAUUUCUGUUGUAGGUGGGGAGGUGGAAAGGUGACAGUUAAGAGCUGGAAUACAUGGUCUAAGGGUAAAUGGCAUAGGAGUAUGGCUCCUGAAAGUGUAAAAAAAAAAUGGAAGCAAAAAGAAUGAUUGGUAAGACGCUCCAGCCUGCAAGACCUGUGCGCCACCUCUCUCCCCAUGUAUCAACAGCCACUUUCAGCUUCCAAGCUAAGUUUCCAUGUAGCCCUACUGUAUGCUUGCAAAAUGAAAUUAGCUCUAUGUGUAAACCUAGUGGAAUGUUGGUCUUAAAUGAAACUCUAGUUCCCAGUCUGUCAGAGCAACAUAAACCUGAAGUCACAAAAGAAAGAAUAACAUAUAGUAGAGAUUUUCUUUUGAAGCUUUCAGAGGUUUCUCUUGCCCAAAAGAAACCAGAAUUUCUCCCUGAUCAUCCUAUAGUACUUGAAAAACCAAAAAACUACUAUUUACUGCCUGCUGCAAGCAAUGAUAGGUCUUUCUGAAGAUGAGGAAUGUCUUUUUCACCACUAAAAAUUAAGGAAAUGUGAUCUGUAAUGCCAGUAGACUGUAAUCAAACUUAUAUUUUACAGCUGAUGUACUCAUUAUUUCAUGUCAGAAGUAAAACUAUUUUCAACAGAGAA